Messenger RNA from Heteronotia binoei (common prickly gecko), 3070 nucleotides. RefSeq names its product syntaxin 2 (gene STX2). Gene Ontology annotation, biological process: synaptic vesicle fusion to presynaptic active zone membrane; exocytosis; intracellular protein transport. NCBI's taxonomy places the organism in Eukaryota, Metazoa, Chordata, Lepidosauria, Squamata, Gekkonidae. The record is from RefSeq and is a predicted model, not a curated record. The transcript has 10 exons. Gene Ontology annotation, molecular function: SNARE binding; SNAP receptor activity. Gene Ontology annotation, cellular component: synaptic vesicle; plasma membrane; endomembrane system. The coding region runs from base 194 to 1060 and encodes 288 amino acids.
CCGGAGGCGGGCCGCGGGGUCAGGCGGCGCAUGCGCCGAGCGCGGCCGAGAGGCGGUGGUUGCCCUGGCAUCGCCGCUGAGGGGAGGCGAGAAGCGGCUUCGAGUCCAGCCCGAGAGGCGGCCUGAGGAGGAGGAGGAGGAGAAGAAGCCCCCUGUUGCGGCAGAGCCGGGGGCCGGUCCCCGCUCCGUGGGGAUGAAGGACCGCCUGGCCGAGCUAGCAGCAGCGAGUACACGAAAUGAAGACGGGGAAGCUUCGGUUGUCAUUGAAAAUGACCAUUAUAUGGAAGACUUCUUCCAACAGGUUGAGGAAGUCAGAAAGCACAUUACGAAAAUAUCAGACGUUCUGGAGGAAGUGAAGAAGAAGCACAGCAUUAUCCUUUCUGCCACAAAUCUUAAAGACAAAACAAAGGAUGAACUUGAAGAACUGAAUAAAGAAAUCAGGAAAACGGCAAACAUAGUUCGUGCUAAAUUGAAAGCCAUGGAACAGGGCUUAGCUCGGAACGAGAGUGCGAACAGAACUUCAGCGGAUUUCAGAAUACGGAAGACGCAGCAUUCAGUGUUGGCACGGAAGUUUGUGGAGGUCAUGACAGCGUACAACGGAACACAGACCCUCUUUCGAGAACGCACAAAAGAUCAGAUACGGCGGCAGUUAGAAAUCACUGGAAAGUCCACCACUGACGAGCAACUGGAAGAGAUGCUGGAGAGCGGCAACCUUUCUAUUUUCACUUCUGACAUUAUUCUGGACACCAAAAUUACCAGAGAAGCUCUAGACGAAAUUGAAUCGCGUCACAAAGACAUUAUAAAACUGGAAUCCAGUAUCCAGGAGCUGCACGAAAUGUUCAUGGACAUGGCGAUGCUCGUUGAGGUCCAGGGUGAAAUGGUCAACAGCAUCGAGAAGAACGUGCUGAAUGCAGUCGAUUAUGUUGAACACGCAAAAGAGGAGACCAAGAAAGCCGUCAAAUACCAAAGCAAAGCUCGCAGGAAAUUGAUGUUCAUAAUCAUUUGCAUCACUGUGUUGCUUAUAAUCCUUGGCAUUAUCCUAGCAGCGACCUUCUCGUAGCGAAGGCCUGUUCCAAGAGAAGAACACAAGUGAGGAAACCAACCAGCCUACCUGUGAAGAUGCCUUCACUUGCCACAGUCAGAUGUUCUUUCUGGAGAUCAGAUGACUGUUCGCUGUUCAGCCACUGACUGGGGGGGGGUGGGGGUGGGCAGAGGUGCCUCUAGAAAUGGGUCGUCUGCAGAUUGUACCUCGUGGACUUCAAGGCUGCUCUGAUUGUUUUUUUCCUGCACUAUUUUGGAGAUGAAUUCUGAUUUUUGUUUUGAUAGGCCAGUGUUAUCCAAGUGGAACGAGUUGUCCCCAAACGUUGAGUUUUGCCAUUCGCCUCCAUUUAACCGUUAAUUAAUCCAUGUAAUAAACAUAGCGAUUGAUCUUGUUUAAAAAAAAAAAAACGAAGCAGCCACGUUCUCUUUAACUUUAACACGCAUGGGGUUGGGGUCAGAAUUCAGAGGUGAGUUCCAUUCUAGCUUGACUGUCUUUGGCUUUCAGGUAAAUGUGACCGGGGAGAGGGGCAGGGUGAGAGGUGACGUUCUCUUUUGUCACCCGCUUUUAAAGAAAGCUGUCUGUUGAAGAAUGCGCAUCAUAUCUAUAACAAGUCAGCGUGCGCUUUUAAUUUAUGAGCAGCGUCGUAGUCUUUGGGUAGCCUUUCGGCAGCUGUAGAAGCGAGUGCCUUUUUUGCUCGGCAGCAACUGGCCAAAACUGUGCUUGAGGCUUGACUUAACAUUCCUUCGUUUAUCACGGAACACUGUUUUUAAGAGGAUCUGCUCCACCAUGAGGUUUACUGUGCUUUCACCCCCCGAUGUAUAUUCUCUAUCAGCUUUUUGCCCACUUUCAGAGUAAUGUCAUAACAGCAUGCAGAGGGCUCCGGUGUUUCAGAGAGGAAUGGAAGACGCUCUCCCUGUCUCUCUGAUCCAGAGAGCUCCGUGUGCCCUUCAGAUCUUGGAGCUCACACUUAAACAGGCUUCCCUGUUCUGUUUUAUGGAGGAUGAAACUCUGCACUUAUCCUCUUGUAUGUCUUAAACAGCCUCCAGCGUCAAAGUGAAUGGAUGAGCUUUGAUAGGUGUGGGAUUUGCCUCAAAUACUUUUGUAGCUCCCCAAAAGAGGUUUCUGUUUUUCUGCAAAACACACACACAAAGUCCUAUUCGUUUCAGUGGGGUUUUUGCUUGCAAUUGGUUUGGUGAACCUUCUUCCCGAUAUCUAAUAACGGAGAGAAAAAAAAUGCUUACAGCGAAAAUACGAUAAUGAUUAACGAGGCAAAGAUAAGAGCGCGGUUUGAUUUUUUGGGAUGCUUCUGAUCUGUGACGAAACUCAGCUCUGUCGAUUGGAUCUGAGCUGCAGCAUUGGCUUUAGUGGCAUGAGCCCCCUUUUCCUUUCCAUCCAGGACAGCAGCAGAAAUCAGGGUUUUGUUUCUUUGAAUUUCCAUUUGGUCUUUCAUGAAGGAGGGGGGAGGAUCAGGCGUUGGUCCUGAAUAAAACACUGAACUUGUUGGGGGAGAUUUCCGUUGCAAAUUUCCCUGGCAUGAAUGACGUGUCCGUAAAGGCUCAGCCCAAGUUAAGUCACCAUGAAGUUCCGUUGAAAGGAAGAGAACUUCACACGCUUGCUUUCUCUGGGUUGGGGCCCAAAGUUGUACAGCCGUUAGCGGCUUUUAAUUCAGAGGUAACCAAAACACGUGUUGCCGAAUGGCUUUUUUAUUUUGUAUUGUGUUAUUACUGUGUAAAAUAUCGAUAACUGUGUCUUUUGAUUUCCUAUGGUUUCAGAUAUAGUAAUGUAGAUAUGUAGAUAUUUAUGCCAGAAGUGACAUAAAUGACCACGGGUGCCUUUGAAAACACACACGCACACAAUACGUGGCCUUGAAAUAUUUAUUUCUGCAUUGUGAACAAAAAGAAUAAACUCACAGAUAUAUUUUCCUUGUAGGUAAUCUUUCUUAUCACUGCUAGUUUGACAGUUUACAUAUUUACAAUGUAUAUUCUUAAAUGUUCAUUAUGUAUAUAAUAAACCAAAUGAUAACAUUAA